This is a messenger RNA of Symbiodinium sp. CCMP2456, 1474 nucleotides long. NCBI's taxonomy places the organism in Eukaryota, Dinophyceae, Suessiales, Symbiodiniaceae. The record is from the annotation of a GenBank genome assembly.
GGCCGGCUGGAAGUCGUUGGGCAAGCCCUGGAGCACCGCUGAUGGAAGUAUUUACGAGCACCCGGACACGGGCUUGAACCUCCGCGGCAAGUCCCUGCCGAAGGUGAAAGAAGCCCUGGAGCUCUGCGAGCGCUCUCACGAGAUCCUAAUUCCCUCGGUGCCCUUGGCUGGCUGGGACGUCGCCUUUGUGGCCGACCCCGAAAACCCAACUGCGCCGGCUUCCUUGGUGUUGCUGGAAGCCAACCUUUCCUGCAACUUCUUCCGGGGAACUGUGGACUGGAAGGUUGGGGUCUGUAAAGUCUAUAACCAUGAGCUACUUACGCUGGUCUACCGGUACUCAGCCCCUAAGACCAUGCGUGCCCUCAUGGGCAGUGUAGGCCUAGUAUCCUGGAUUGCUCUCGUGGCUACCUCCUCCGGAUCUGCAGAUUUCUGUGGCGAGUCUGGCGAGUCUUCCUUGCUGCAGCUCUCGCCAAAGCAGGCAUGCACACCGAUCGCAUACCUGAAAACACACAAGACUGGAAGCUCGACUAUGCAGAGCAUCCUGCUGCGCUUGGCCGUUCGACGUCGCAUGGAGAUCUUUUGGCCUGAGUGCUCCGGUGAUUUCAACUAUCCCAGUCACUUCCCCGGUCCCAUGGCCGAGAAAGUUCCAGCGAAUCACCAGUUCGACAUGAUCUUGCACCACGCUGUCUUGAACGUCUCAGCUUUUCGAUCCUACCUGAAACCCUCUGCCUUCUUUGUGACGGUGCUCCGCGAGCCUGUGAGCCAGAUGACUAGCGUUUUCAACUGGUACCGGCCACACUACAACUGGGCCUCGGUGGAUGAGUUCAUCGACUAUCUCGCAACGACUCCUGAGGAGCAGCAGAGACCCCGGCACAUAGGUCGCCACUUGGGGAUAGCCCGUAACUUCCAGGCCCGCGACUUGGGGUUCUACGAAUCUGGGGGCCGGGCCAACUCCACUGACUCAGAGGUGGCUUCCUGGAUCAACUCCCUGUCUGAUGUGUUUUCCUAUCCGUCGAAGGGGCUCGUGGUGCUCAAGGAGCGCUACGAUGAGGGCUUGAUCUUAUUGCAGCAGGCACUCCAAGUAGACCUUGAAGACGUGUCCUACAUGGCCAUGCGUGUGCAAGAUGCAAGCAGCGCCAAGUACGAAGAGCCCACAGCUCGUCAGUCCAGGCGCAUUCGGGACCUGGCCAACAUCGACGUCCAAGUGUAUGAUCACUUCAGGCAAACUUUCGAGGCACUUUGGGAGGACAGAAGGGGCUCCGCCAAGCUAGACGAUAGCAUCGAAGCGCUGCGGCAGGUCAAUGAUAAUCUUACGGCGACCUGCAGAGAAAGCACGGGCUCCCAGUGCGAGCUUUUCGUCGAAGACCUCCCAGACCUCAGAAACACAGUGAGGCAGAAGCUGGGAUUGGAAUCAUGUGCGCGACCAGGCAAGGUUCAUGCUCAGGACCCCGAUUACAUGCUGCCGACGCUUUGA